AUGUAUUCUAACGAUCCAUUAGAGAAUACUUUCACGGCUCCUGAAAGAAACAUUUUCAGUACUGAUGACCGAGCCGAUGAGUACGCUAGACUAGUGGAUGCCAGUAAGGAAACCAUGCAUGUUGACAAGGAAGAAGAUGUUGAAUUUGAACUAAAAGUAGAUCGAUGCCUAUCAAACAGUGUCGAUCCACACCAUCUUGCAUCGGACAGCUGGGGUUCGGAAAAAGUACCGAAAGUUGAACUAAAACAACUUCCAACUGGACUCAAAUACGCCUUCCUCUAUGAUAACUCAUACUCUGUCGUAGUCAACGCUAACUUAACUAGCGGAGAAUUAACUUUAUUGCUAAAUAAGUUGUGCAAGUAUCGCAAAGCUAUUGGGUAUACUCUCGAUGACAUUCCAGGAAUCUCACCCGAUUUAUGUAUGCGUAGGAUACACCUGGAAGACGAGUCAAAGUCAUCUAUUGAGCAUCAAAGGAAGACAGAAUCCAAAUCUGAAAGAGGUGGUGAAGAAAGAGAUAAUAAAGCUUUUGGAUGCAGGAAUUAUCUAUCCAAUUUCAGACAGCAACUGGGUCAGUCCGGAUUUUUCCAGAUUCCUAUCCAUCCGGACGACCAAGAAAAGAUCACAUUCACUUGUCCAUAUGGUACUUUCGCAUGCCGCAGGAUGCCCUUUGGGCUUUGUAAUGCUCCUGGUACCUUCCAGAUAUGUAUGAUGUCUAUCUUCACAUAUAUGAUCGAGGAUUUCAUGGAAGUCUUUAUGAAUGAUUUCUCGGUGUAUGGAUCCGAUUUUACAUCAUGCCUUAACAACUUGUGCAAAGUAUUAGCAAGAUUUGAGGAGAAGAAUCUUGUCCUGAAUUGGGAGAAAUGCCACAUUAUGGUCAAUGAUGGAAUUGUACUAGGGCACAAAGUUUCAGCAGCCGGUAUAGAAGUAGAUCGAGCAAAAAUCAAAAUAAUGACCAGUCUACCGACACCCACCAACGUGAAAGACGUGCGGAGUUUUCUUGGGCACGCUGGUUUCUACAGAAGAUUCAUAAAAGACUUUAGCAAAAUAGCUAGACCUCUAACAAUCCUCAUGUGCAAAGAAGUAAAAUUCGACUUCACCCCUGAAUGUUUCAAAGCUUUUGAGAGAUCAAGUCAGCUUUAG
Molecule: messenger RNA, 1140 nt
Organism: Brassica napus (rape)
Lineage: Eukaryota; Viridiplantae; Streptophyta; Magnoliopsida; Brassicales; Brassicaceae
Exons: 2
Coding region: 1-1140 (379 amino acids)
Source: RefSeq, a predicted model, not a curated record